AAUUGAGCUCAAGGGCUCACGUACGUGUAUUCUGGCUGCUCCAGCCAAGCCGGAAUGGAAUAAAGAUGGCUGGAAACAUUUUGCAAGAUGGCAAAGUGCGUACUGCUGCAAUUGUCGCUGGUACUGCAGCUGUUGCUGUUGUUGGUACUCCACUUUUAAUUGGUGCCCUUGGAUUCGGUUCAGCAGGGGUUGCUGCUGGAACUGCUGCUGCCAAAAUGAUGUCUGCUGCUGCCAUAGCUAAUGGAGGAGGAGUGGCUGCAGGAAGUGUGGUCGCUACUCUACAAUCCAUUGGAGCUGUUGGAUUGUCUACUGCAGGAUCUGCUGUAGUAGGGACAGUUGGAGGAGCAGCUGGCUACUUAACUAAAAAAAUUCUUGGAAAAUGAGAGUAGUUCUAAAAUGACCAGAAUAGCUGCCAGUGAAAAGUAAUUGAUAGCAUUUGAUAGCUUUUCAAAGCUUUCAAGGAUAUUAGAAACACAGUUGUCAAUGUCUGGUAUCAAAAUGUUUAUUUGUAAUUUACAAACCUUGCUAGAAAUAAUAAAAAAGGAUUGGACAUAAUGGUUUUGAUUGCUUUUAAAAUGACUGAUGUAGAAUGAUUAACCCAAUGAAAUAAAUAUAUUUAUAUUUAAAAAAAAA
Messenger RNA from Protopterus annectens (West African lungfish), 633 nucleotides. RefSeq names its product interferon alpha-inducible protein 27-like protein 2A. Gene Ontology annotation, cellular component: membrane; mitochondrion. Bases 66 to 383 code for a protein of 105 amino acids. NCBI's taxonomy places the organism in Eukaryota, Metazoa, Chordata, Ceratodontiformes, Protopteridae. The record is from RefSeq and is a predicted model, not a curated record. Gene Ontology annotation, biological process: apoptotic signaling pathway. The transcript is spliced from 4 exons.